Messenger RNA from Fusarium keratoplasticum, 282 nucleotides. RefSeq names its product Cytochrome c oxidase-assembly factor COX23, mitochondrial. NCBI's taxonomy places the organism in Eukaryota, Fungi, Ascomycota, Sordariomycetes, Hypocreales, Nectriaceae. Bases 1 to 282 code for a protein of 93 amino acids. The transcript is spliced from 4 exons. The record is from RefSeq and is a predicted model, not a curated record.
AUGUCCUCAACACCGCAAGACACCAAACAAGAGGCCUCCGAGGCUCCCAAGCCGACCGAGGCCGGAUCGGAUGCCUGGAGCGACGAUAAGCGCCGCAAGUUUGAGACGAAAUCGAAGAGCGAGUACUACGACCCGUGCCAGGAGGCUGCGCAGAGGAGUUAUCGGUGCUUGUUCAGGAACGGAGGGGAUAAGUCAAUGUGUGGAGAGUACUUCCAGGCGUAUCGCGACUGCAAGCAAGCAUGGACUGAUAAACGGAGGAAGGAGGGCGGCGGCUGGUUCUAG